AUGGCCUCUGACCACUCAGACGUUUCAAAAGAAGAAAGCGCAGAGUUGGCGAGCUCAACCGAAGACGAGCAACCCAAGGGUACUCGUCGUUCAACGCGGAAAAAGUCGCCUAACAAGCGCUUUUCACAGGACUUUUUAAUCGAGAAACUUUCAAAAACCGGUUCAUCACGGCGACAAGCGAAAAAGAUCACUAAUGUGAGCGAUGAGGAAUCGUCCGAAGAGGACUCCUACAAACAGGACUCAAAUAUCGAAAUCCUAGAAAAGGAGAUAGCCGCAAUUCUUUUCGAGGAGCAAACUGAUGUGCCCGGUGUUGGUAUCUAUGGGUUUCAAACACCGAAGAAACGUGGCUCAAUGAGCGCUCUCGCACAUGCCAGUGCCCAACGCACACCGGGCUCUCAAUCCGGAUCCAGCAUGUCCCACACGGUGGGUAGUAACAUUCCAAAAACACCAAUGCAUCUGCGUUGUAUCGCAAAGAAAGAGAUGCAAAAGGCGCUACAUGCAGCUCAAGGAUCAGAUUUUUCCGCCAGCGAAAGCGAAUACUCACCCUUGAGCGAUGAAGACGAACACGAGAGCGACAGUGAUGGGCCUUCGUCGUCGGAAGAAGACAGCGGUGAUGACACCGCGUCCGAAAAGCAUUCCGUCCGAUCGGGAAUGUCACGUAAAUCUAUCCCUGAUCCGGUACAUUUCAAGCGUGCGAUUCCGGCCAAACUCUCAUCACAGCUCCCUAGCGGUGAGACGAGUGCCACGCCUCGUCGCAGUGGCCGUCGAGCAAACGCGGACAGCAAACCGGAACUGCAGUACAUCGUGCAGAGCGAUGACUACUUCUCGACGUUCGCCAGCGCCAAAUCCGUCACUUCUGACCACACGCUGGAUCGGCUCAACACACCCCGGCUGCCUCAGGAUGUCCUGUUCCGUUUGCUGGAGGAAACGAACGCUUCGCGGUCACAUACCGACGCCAUCCAGGAGCUGCUGGAGGGGUACGAGCAACAGUUCGCCCAUUGGCUACUCCUGCUGGAUCAGGGCUUCAACGUGCUGCUGUACGGGUUGGGUUCGAAGCGAUCACUGUUGCAGUCCUUCCACCGGCAAUCCCUCGCCGAUCACUCGGUACUCGUGGUGAACGGAUUCUUUCCCGGUCUCACCGUGAAAGACGUUCUGGAUGGCCUAGCCGGUGACCUGUUAGAAAUACGCCAAACAUCAUCCCACAACCACGAGGCGAUUGACGGCAUCGAGCGGCAAUUGGCCUGCCAGCCGCAUUUGCACGUAUUCCUGCUCGUGCACAACCUUGACGGUGUGGCGAUGCGUAACGAACGUAUGCAAUCGACAAUCUCCCGGCUAGCCAGCAUCCCAAACGUUCACCUGGUGGCGUCAAUCGACCACAUCAACGCGCCACUACUCUGGGACGCCUCCAAACUAAGCCUGUUCAACUUCUGCUGGUGGGACGUAACCACCAUGCUCCCGUACACCACCGAAACAGCGUUCGAAAACUCCCUGCUGGUACAGAACGCUGGUGCCCUCGCGCUAUCCUCCAUGCGGAGUGUCGUGGCAUCACUCACAUCGAACGCUCGCGGCAUUUUCAUGAUGAUUGUUCAACACCAGCUAGCGAACGGGGGUCCUGCAAACCCCCAGCACGCCGGUAUGCUGCUGAAGGAUCUCUACUGGUCCUGCCGGGAAGCGUUUCUCGUCAGCAGUGACAUCGCGCUCCGGGCGCAACUGACCGAAUUCACCGAUCACAAGUUGCUGCGCAUCAAACGCACCGCCGAUGGUGCGGAAACGCUGCACAUUCCCAUCGAGCAUGGGCUUUUGCAGCGUUUCUUCGAUGAGUCAUCACAGAACUAA
Molecule: messenger RNA, 1836 nt
Organism: Anopheles nili
Lineage: Eukaryota; Metazoa; Arthropoda; Insecta; Diptera; Culicidae
Gene: Orc2
Product: origin recognition complex subunit 2
Exons: 2
Coding region: 1-1836 (611 amino acids)
Biological process (GO): DNA replication
Cellular component (GO): nucleus; nuclear origin of replication recognition complex
Molecular function (GO): DNA replication origin binding
Source: RefSeq, a predicted model, not a curated record